Belonocnema kinseyi is the source of this 906-nucleotide messenger RNA. RefSeq lists its product as uncharacterized. Lineage: Eukaryota; Metazoa; Arthropoda; Insecta; Hymenoptera; Cynipidae. The record is from RefSeq and is a predicted model, not a curated record. The coding region runs from base 1 to 906 and encodes 301 amino acids. The transcript has a single exon. Gene Ontology annotation, molecular function: ribonucleoside-diphosphate reductase activity, thioredoxin disulfide as acceptor. Gene Ontology annotation, biological process: deoxyribonucleotide biosynthetic process. Gene Ontology annotation, cellular component: cytosol.
AUGUUCUUUUUUCACUUACAUUCUAGCGAGUCUUUAAAAACUGAAUUAGAUCUUUUUUCUCUUCCACCAACUCAAACGUCUAUUGAGAGUUCGCAAUGGGUCCAUUACAAGCCCGUUUCAUCGCUGAAAGACGAUUCGCCGAUAGAGUUUGUCAUUCCAUGCCACGGCGAAGAAUACAUAGAUCUCGCUCAUACAAUUCUUAGUGUACUCGUCAAAGUGGAAUCACCGACAGAAACUUCGGCAAUUGCAGGAGGACUGAAAAGUGUGAGUGUGAUAAACAACUUGCUUCAUUCGAUGUUCAAUCAGGUGGACGUAUAUUUCAAUCAAAAACUCGUUUCUCCUCCAAAUAACACAUACGCGUACAGAGCGUACCUAGAAAUAUUACUCAAUUAUGGUUCAGCUGCAAAAAAGAGCCAUCUAACUUCCGCUCUCUGGGCUGCAAAUACUACAGGAGAAAUGGAAGAUUUGACCACCAAGGAUACAGGCAUCGAUAUUCGUCGAGAUCAUUUUGGUGCAGGAACAACAAUAGAUCUAAUAGAUCAUCUGCAUUGCGACAUUUUUAAUCAAAACAAACUUCUUCUCAAUGGAGUCGAGAUGCUUCUUCGACUCGUACGUGCAAAAUAUGCUUUUUGCCUUAUGGACCCUGUCAAGGCAUGUAGUUUACACAUUUUAGAAGCAUCGCUCCUUGUUCGUCGUUCAAAAUUAAGCCCCUGUAUUUUACUAGCACACGCGAAAGCUCUAUCACAAGGAACAACAAAAUACCCUAUAAUGAGAGCGAGGUCACAAGCGCUUACUUUACAUGGAGGUAUUUACGAUGAAACUCAUGAUGAUGUUAUUCUCGGACAGUUGCCUAAAAGAAUAAUUAUCGAUUUCGUAGAGAAUAGAACUUUCAAUGAAAUCUCGUAA